This is a messenger RNA of Electrophorus electricus (electric eel), 5966 nucleotides long. It is a transcript of the gene ppp6r2a, whose product is annotated as protein phosphatase 6, regulatory subunit 2a. Gene Ontology annotation, molecular function: protein phosphatase regulator activity; protein phosphatase binding. The record is from RefSeq and is a predicted model, not a curated record. Gene Ontology annotation, cellular component: nucleus; cytosol. NCBI's taxonomy places the organism in Eukaryota, Metazoa, Chordata, Actinopteri, Gymnotiformes, Gymnotidae.
CGCCAUUUUGAAUCGAAAAUAUGACCGAUUUUUUUUUCUCCUUACCUUGCAUGUGAGCCUCCGAGUCUGUCGAGCCUGGUAGCUAUAUGGUUUGUUAUAGCGAAAGGUGUAGGAAAUACAGAAACACCAUGUAUCACCUUUUGGAGAGAUAGCUAGUUCUCGAAAGACCGUAGGAACGAAAACAACGGAGUAGUUUUGGGCAGUAACGUUACUGGUAGCAAGCUAGCUAGUUAGCUUUACAGGCAAAACAAAUCGGUUUCUCCGCUGAAGCUAAGCUAAGUAAGCGAUCAACUCAACACUGAGCUAGAGUGUCCUUCUAAGGUGUGUGUGUACUGAGGAGGCCUUGGUGAGAAGUGGACCCCAUGCUGAUUCAUGCCAGGCCGCUCCUUGCUCUCUGCAUUUUGCCACUCAAAUGCCUGUCUGCCUGUGGAGGAGGUGUAAUUAAGGAUUCACUGAUUUCAUCUGCUGGUCUGUGCUUCCUCCUGCAGCUGACGCCGCCAUGUUCUGGAAGUUUGACCUGCACACCACCUCCCACAUUGACCAGCUGCUGGACCGGGAGGACGUGACUCUAAGAGAGCUGAUGGAGGAGGAAGAUGUGCUGCAGGAGUGUAAGGCCCAGAACCGCCGGCUCCUGCUCUUCCUUUCCCAGGACCACUGCAUGCAGGAGCUGGUAAGCCUCAUCACGGAGGAGCCCCCUGCUGACCUGGAGGAGAAAACGCGCUUCAAGUUUCCAAAUAUCGCAUGUGAACUCCUCAUCUCUGACAUGACCGUCAUUAAUGAUAAGCUGGGUGGAGACGAGUCUCUCCUAGAGAAGCUCUACAGUUUCCUCGAGCGGGACCCUCCUCUCAACCCCCUGCUGGCUUCCUUCUUCAGCAAGACCAUCGGGAACCUGAUAGCGCGCAAAACCGAGCAGGUGAUUUCAUUCCUGAGGAAAAAACACAGCUUUAUCAGUCUGGUGCUGAACCACAUAGAUGCAUCGGCAAUGAUGGACCUGCUCCUCCGACUCAUCAGCUGUGUGGAGCCGGCCCCCCUCAGACAAGAGGUCCUCAAUUGGCUGAAUGAGGAACGGCUGAUCCAGAGGCUGACUGAGCUCAUGCACACAGGGAGAGAUGAAGAGAGACAAUCGAAUGCGUCCCAGACUCUUUGUGACAUCAUCCGUCUUAGUCGAGACCAGGCCAAUCAGAUGCCAGAGGCCACUGAGCCGGACCCAUUACUGGUAGUCCUAGAGUCAGAAGAGAAUGUGGCGCAGCUUUUGAAGAGCAUGUUUGAGGGGGAGAAGACUGAAGCUUCUAUAGUCAAUGGAACUCAAGUGCUUCUUACAUUACUGGAGUCGAGGAGGUCAGGGCUGGAGGGUCUGAUGGAGCUGUAUUCUCAGGGAUGUGAAAGGUCUUACACUGUCAGCGGCAGUAUUCUCCGUGCUAUUGAGCCUCAUCUAAAAGACUUCCAGCAACUCUUACUGGACCCUCCGAAGAAAAGUGCAAUACUCACAACCGUCGGCGUUCUGGAGCAGCCCCUGGGGAACGCCCGCCUUCAUGUGGCCAGACUGGUGGCCUCCCUGCUGCAGAGCAGUGACCACAGCAUCUGCCAGGAACUCUGUAGACUCAACACCAUGGACCUGCUGCUGGAUUUAUUCUUUAAAUACACCUGGAAUAACUUCUUGCACUUCCAAGUGGAGCUGUGUGUGGCAUCGAUUCUGAACCACUCUGCACACGCGGGUCUGCAGACUCCCGCUCUCCAGAACCACGAGGAGAACUCUGUUCCAGUUUCAGACAGCCAGACUGAGCAGGAGAUUCCAGACUUGACCAGCAGCACAGACUCUGCACACACACCCAUCCAUGGCGCCUUGGUGGCCAAUCUCUUCCAGCAGUGCCGCUUGGUGCAAAGAAUCUUGGACGCUUGGGAGGAGAACGAUAAAAUUCAGGCUGCUGGCGGCACCAGGAGAGGUAACAUGGGUCACCUUACUAGAAUUGCCAACACUGUGGUUCAGAACCUGGAGAAAGGGCAGGUCCAGUCUCAGAUUAAUAAUCUGAUAAAAGAGCUGCCCGAGGACUGCAGAGGGAGGUGGGAGAGUUUUGUGGGUGAAACUCUGAGGGAAACGAACAGGAAAAACACUGUGGACUUGGUAAGCACACACAACCUGCACUCCUCCAGUGAGGACGACGACUUAGAGAGUCCCUUCCCCAAUGACCUGUCUAUCCAACAGGCAUUUUCGGAUUAUCAGAUCCAGCAGAUGACUGCCAAUUUUGUAGAUCAGUUUGGCUUCAACGAUGAGGAGUUUAGUGAGCAUGAUGAAAACAUCAAUGCUACUUUUGAUCGGAUUGCUGAGAUUAACUUCAAUAUUGAUGCAGAUGAUAAUAGUGCCAAUGCUGCUGCUUUUGAAGCAUGUUAUAAAGAGAGAAUACAGCAGUUUGAUGACUGUGAAGAGGAGGAGGACAUUUGGGAAGAUAAAGCGAUCAACUAUGCAACUCAAGUGAAAUCCCGAUCUAGGUUUGGGGUGUCUUUGUCAUCAGACAGCUCCCCUAAGGAUCCUGUGAGGAAUGGGCAAAGGGGCCGCGGGUCGGCCUCGGAGGAAGAGGAAGAGGAGGAAGGGGCCAGUCCGCCUUCUAUACAGACACCAGGCAGCGAGAAGGCCUCAUCACCACGGACUCCACAGAGUCCUGGUUGGACAGCAAGUUUCAGCGAGGCAGGGGAUGGCUCCUCCUGGGGCUCUGCCCCCGAGCAGGCCAGUGAGAAGAAGGGGGAUACAGUGUGGGCCACAUUCACUGAGUUCCAGCCUUUCUGCAGCUCAGAUUCCAGGAACUCCAAGAGCCAGUCUGAGCAGAACCAAGAGAAGAAGAGUGCAGGUGAGUGGGAGCUGUGCGGCGGGCGAAAGGCUCCUCUGGUGGCCUCAGAUAGCAGCUCUUCUGGAGGCUCUGACAGCGAAGAGGAAAUGGGAAAUGACAAGACUGAGGGCUCUCCAAGAAUAGCUGCCAACCAGAAAACAGCAGCCCAGAGUGAGGUGCCUAUUGAGUCAAUGGAAAAGCUGACCAUUUGCGAUGGGCCCCUGAAAGUCACAGAGUCUGCAACACCUCCAGAGGCUCAGGAACCCACAGGAGACUCGGAAAACACCACUGUGACAGAGAAGAGAGUUGAUGUACCGUCUGAAAUGACGACACCCAAUGGACCGAUCUGAAUGGACCGAGCUUUCAUUGAAAAGCUAAUCAACACCCCAGUUAAACCCACUCUUUGUUGCUUCCAUUUUUAACCCCCAAAACCUCAGUACCACUUUUGGUGUUAAAGUAAAUGAUGCUGCCAUGUUAUUGGACCUGGAUACUGCCAAUCAGCACCCGCCAAAAGAAGAGGCGAGGGGCAUGUAACCCCAACCAGUAACCAGAACAGUGCUCAGAGGAGUUAGUCUUUUAAUCCUUUUAACUUUGUAUGAAAUAUGCACAGUUUUAAUGUAGCGGUGAUCUUUUACUUACAGGAUCAUUAAGGAUAUGAUUUAAAAAUGCUUUUUUUCUCAUUUAUUUUGGUUUGGUUCCCCUCUUUUAAUUCAUUUUUGGAAGAUGUUUUACUUACAGACUGUAGAAACAGGGAUAUGAAGGCCCUCAUAGGAAAGCACAGGUCCUUAUGUAAUUAUGCCUCAACAGGUCCUUACUCAAAUCAAAAUGUUGUUGCUUAAGAAGCACUUAUGCAAGCAUUCACUGUAUAUUUAAGCACAACUAAAGUAUUAUUUAAACUUUUAAUUUUUAGUAGAAAGCAUCCAAUUGGUUCCUUGUUGAAGACAGACUGUAAUCUCCCAGACUCUGUAACAGAUACUUGAAUGUUUUCAAGUGCUUUUGAGGCGAGUCUUUAUUUCGGGUUUUGGGUCGAUAUUUCAACUCACAGAUGGUGUCACUGCUUGUCUUCAUUGUGUGCAAUAAUGAAAUCUUAGCAUUUUAUUUAAAUUUCAAAUCACAUGAUAAACUAGCAUUGGCAGUGGGAUGUUCCAGUAUAAGUUUAAUCAGGAUUUUCUUAUUUCUUUUGCAUGCAGAAUAUUGUAAAUCAAGCAUAUACAACAACUCGUUUCUGCUGACAUCUUUUCUAGGCCUUCUGAUUGUAUUCAGUGUUGUCCAUGCCGUUUUUCCCCUCUCCACAUCAACAAAAUGAUAUCUGCCUAAUCCUAUAUUAUCUAAUGUACUGCUUAACUAAAAUAUUUUGUCCCCUGAUAAAGCACUUCUUUGAGGUAAAUACAUAUGUAACCUUUGGGUCAAGUUAAAAUAUUUACAGUAGGUUACAAUAAUCGUGAAACAAGUUGCCACAGUAAAUGGUCUUUCUUGAAACUUAAGCAUUAUGUGAAUACUUCUCCCACAAUAUUUUAAUAUAUGUGUAUAUUCCUAUUUGAACAUUUUAUUUUCUUACCAUAGGCAAGACAGUCAGAAUGGUCCCAAGUACAUUAUACUUUCUGUAAGACCAAUAAGAACAAUGCUUUUGUACCAUAAGAACAGACAUACUAAUGUUAAAGUAGUUGUUCAUUUAUCCUUCCUUCCUUUCAGAAUCGGUCCCUAGCUCAAGUAUGUCCAUUUGUGUGAUGAUUUAUUGUGGCCAUCAUUUGAUUUAGGAACUUUGGUUUGUUUUUUGUUUUUUUUUUAAUCAAUUUUUUGUUCAUCAUAUCUUUGAAUUUAAGAUGGUACCAAAUCUGUGGGAUUACAGGAUAGGGAUUUUGAAUUAUUUAUUUCAAACUUAAACAAGGUUAAGUUCAUGUGGAAACCUGUGCACCCUUGAUGCAGUGUAACACCAUUAUUGUAAGCUUUUAUGUUCUCUACCGCUGGCAUAUGAAGCCUCAUUGGAUUCUACUUCUUUAUCUGAAAUUUUCAAUAGGUUUGUUUUCAAAGCCAAAAGUAUGUGUUGCCUUUUCUUUAACUGUAUACUGUUUAAAGAACCUUAUUUUUCUCUUUAACCAUUAUUUUACAUAUUGUAGAGAGUCUAAUUUAUGUGAUCCUCAGCAACCAAAUACUGCUUUCUGUUUGUUUGUGUCUGGAUUGGUUCUCUGUAGGUGUUUUUUAGACCCACAUAAAAUGGUCCUCUGAAUAUAGGGCUUACCCCAUACAUGGGUGCAUAACAAGGUUUUCUUCUCUGAAUUAUAAAGCUGCAGUAAAUAAGUUAUGGAAAUCAGUCAUGCAUGACCUGACAGCAGCCAUUCCAGUCCUGCAGGGUGCCGAAAUGUUCCUGUGCAUUUUAGAGCUUUCCCUGCUUUCAGCACACCUAAUUCAAAUAAUCAAACACUUCAUGAGGUUAAAUGGGAUGGUGGAUCAGGGGAACCACUCAAAUCUGGGUAUGUGCUUCAGGGCUAUGACUGUUACAUACAGUGAUGGGUUGUUUUGUUUUGUUUUUUGUGAGUUUGUCUUCAUUAAAAAACUCAAUCAGAAUCACUUUUUAUGCUGCACCAUCAGCUUUAGUGGCAAGUUAGCAAAAAUGCAUGUUUGGCCAGACACUGCAGUGAUUUACUAAAGUUUUGUUUUAAUUCAGAUUUUCCAUUGGUUCAGAACUUAAUUACUGCAGCUUCAAGUGGCUGAUAAAACCACAGACUUCCUAGAUUUCUGUUUCAAGGAUGCUUUAUGAAUAUUCCAGUAGAGCAUGUGUAUUUUUAUGGUUAUAGAAUGAGGGUCAUAAAGCUGUGGCCCAGCGUCACAGCUUAAAAAAGCUAGUAUGUUAACAGCCACAAGAGUGCAUUAUGCUAAUAAUGAAUUGAUGAAAAAUAACAAUGCAUUGGAAAGGAAGAAAACAUUGGUAUGCUGGUUAGUAAGUAAUGAUGCUCAUUUUUUAAAAAGGCCCCCAAAUUAUAAUUGAUUAUAUCCAAAAUGGGGGAAAAUCUACAUUGACUUCUGUAUAGACUGGGUCUAUACAUGGCAUUGUUAACUAUAUAUUUUGAUAGAUAUUUUCAGAUUUGUUUGAUAGUCAUGUUCAGCAUUAAAUUUAAUAAAUGUGUUAUCAUAUUUUACUAUCCA